Miniopterus natalensis is the source of this 3745-nucleotide messenger RNA. RefSeq names its product G protein-coupled receptor 180 (gene GPR180). Gene Ontology annotation, biological process: response to pheromone; G protein-coupled receptor signaling pathway. NCBI's taxonomy places the organism in Eukaryota, Metazoa, Chordata, Mammalia, Chiroptera, Miniopteridae. The record is from RefSeq and is a predicted model, not a curated record.
GGCAAUAAUUUUUCCGUAACCUGAAGCAACAUCCUCCUAAUUCUCCAUAAAAAAAGGCGGGAACUAGCCAACUGGCUGGGAAGUGAUGGGACCUACGCAUCUGCACGUCCCGCCCACUUCAGCCUCUGAUUGGUGGAUGUUCGUGGCUCGUGGCGGAGGCGCCCUCCUCAUUGGCUGUCCGUCUCCUGGGCGAGUCGGCAGCACCGGUCCCGCUCCUCCCUCCCCCUUCCCCAGCUGCCGACGUGGGACUGGUGGCCGCUGGUGGUUGGGAGCGGCGGUGUGGGUUCCGAGCGGCGGGUGGGGAUGGGGGUGCUGCGGCUGCUGGCAGUGGCCGUCGCGUGCUGCUGGUGGCCGCCGGGCAGCCAGGGUAAGACGCUGCGGGGCAGCUUCAGCAGCGCAGCGGCCCGAGACGCUCAGGGCCAGAGCAUCGGCCACUUCGAGUUCCACGGUGACCAUGCUCUUCUGUGUGUCAGAAUCAACAACAUAGCAGUAGCUGUUGGAAAAGAAGCUAAACUCCAUCUAUUCCAAGCCCAGGAAUGGCUAAAGCUGCAAGAAAACAGUCAUAGUUAUAGUUGUAGUGAAAAAUUAUCCAAAGCUCAGUUGACAAUGACCAUGAAUCAGACUGAACAUAAUCUGACAGUGUCCCAGAUUCCGUAUCCACAAACAUGGCACGUGUUUUAUGCAGACAAGUAUACGUGCAAAGAUGAUAAUGAGAAUUCUCAGGUGGAAGAUAUACCAUUUGAAAUGAUGCUACUAAACCCAGAUGCUGAAGGGAAUCCACUUGAUCAUUUUAGUGCUGGAGAAUCUGGGUUACAUGAGUUCUUUUUCCUCCUAGUCCUAGUGUACUUUGUGAUUGCUUGCAUUUAUGCUCAAUCAUUGUGGCAGGCUAUUAAUAAAGGAGGACCCAUGCACAUGAUUUUAAAGGUUCUGACAACUGCAUUGCUGUUACAAGCUGGUUCAGCUUUAGCUAAUUACAUUCAUUUCUCCAGGUACUCCAAAGAUGGAGUAGGGGUUCCUUUUAUGGGAAGUUUGGCAGAAUUUUUUGACAUCGCUUCCCAAAUUCAAAUGUUAUACCUACUUCUGAGUCUAUGCAUGGGCUGGACAAUAGUCAGAAUGAAGAAGUCUCAAAGCAGACCUCUUCAGUGGGAUUCUACUCCUGCAUCCACUGGCAUUGCUGUGUUCAUUGUCAUAACACAGAGUAUUUUGCUACUUUGGGAACAGUUCGAAGAGACCAGUCCUCACAGCUACUAUUCACACAACAACUUAGCAGGGAUCCUCCUAGUCAUUUUAAGAAUUUGCCUAGCACUGUCAUUAGGCUGUGGGCUCUACCAGAUCGUCACAGUGGAGAGAAGCACACUGAAAAGGGAGUUCUACACCACGUUUGCCAAAGGCUGUGUCUUGUGGUUUUUGUGCCACCCAGUUCUUGCAUUCAUAUCCUUGAUGUUUAAUGACUACCAAAGAGAUAAGGUCAUUACAAUAGGUGUUAUCCUUUGCCAGUCUGUUUCCAUGGUGGUUCUCUACAGACUCUUUCUGUCCCACAGUCUGUACUGGGAGGUGUCUUCACUUUCCUCAGUAACUCUGCCACUGACCAUAUCCUCUGGACACAAAAGUCGGCCUCACUUCUGAUACUUGAUUUUCUUUAAAGGAAAAGUGAAUUGAACAGAGUGCAAUAAGGAUCCAAAGACACUGACUCUUUUUUCAUACUUUUGGUAUGAAAAAUUGAACGUAGAAAGCAGAGCAUGUUAUUUAUACAACUGCAUUUAAGCAGUACCAAAACUAAAAAAGGUAAUAAAUGAAAUGUUUUGAAAAAUACUUAAUAAACUUUGAAGAGUGUUGUUAUAAGGUGAUUUAUACAAUUUCCAUGUGGAAAUGAAGAUGGAAAAGAAUUAUAUGAAAUUUCAGUAAGAGAGUCACCACUUAAAAUGCCUCAUCUGAUGUCGAUAGUUAACUCAGGUUUGUUAAUCUUAUAAAAAGUAAUCAGUUGAAUGAUUACUUGCUUAUACAUAUCUGAACUAAGUCCAGUUACAAAAUCAGUGUAGUACACUGAUUAAAAACUGCUUUUUUAUGCUUUAAGGAAAAUGCAUUUUAUAUUGGAGUUUAAACGAAUUGAAAAUGAAUUACUUCAGAAAAUAAAUAUAAAGUAUAUUCAUAGUUAAAUGAAUAAGCUUUUGUUUAUUUGUAGAUGGAGUUUUUCUCCCUUCUAUCACUUUGGCUCUCAUUCAGGUUUUAGCUUAAUUAGCAAAAGAUUUUUGACAGAUAAUUUAUGAAAAAUAAAAUCAGAUACAUUACAUGCAUUUUAAGGACAAAGAGUUUUAAAGUCUGAGCAUUUAGGUGAAGGGACAAGCAGGUCUACAUGUUUAAAAAGAAAGAAGGAAAAAGUACUGUGUGAUAAGGCACUAAAAUUUUAAUCCUUAUAUAAUUUAUUUCUCUUACAUUGAAGCCCCAAUCAUAAUUAAGCCAUAUACACAGAUUAAAUUAACAGAAGCAUUUCACAUAAAUGUUGGUUUCAGUCAUCAACUAACCAUGAAUUCCUGCCCAAGGAUACUUAAUCAGGAUUAAAUUUUCUAUGAAUAAUUGAAAAACAAAAUACUCACUGGAUUUGUUAUAAUCCUCAUUGGCAGUGGAUUCUAAGUAGUUGCCAUCUUGAAUCCUUUGUAAUAAAGCCAUAUUUUUUUGUGUAUGUGAUGCCCCAAUAUUGAGGAUAAUAGCUGAAAAAUACUCUAUCAAGUGCCUGUUUGAAGAAUUGCUAAAUGGUGGUUAAACCUCCCGUGUAAAGUGAGGGUUCCGUUAAUAGUCACUGAUUGGAAAGUGUUCUGUUUCUGUUUGUCAAGCGUUUAAGUCUUUUCAUUUUUACCUCUGGCUUAUUUUUUAAAUUUUUUUUAAUCUGCUUUCAAAGGCAUUACAUUUUUAAGCAAGAAAUAGUGCGCUUGCCCUGGCCAGGUGGCUCGAUUGGUUGGAGCACUGUCCCGUACACACAAAUGGUUGCAAGUUCAACCCCCAGUCCAUGUUUCUGUCUCAUAGCCUCGGGCGAAGAUAAAAAAUACAAAAUAAGAAAUGGUGCACUGACCUGGUAAUGAAACUUUUUAAUUAAAUAGUUAAAAUAAUAUAGCGCAACUUAAAAAUAUCUAUGACUGCAUUUUUGUUUUUCCCUUUCACCUGGUCUCAUUGGAAAUGAAUAGUAUUGUUUCAUCUUAAAGGCAAAAAUAUAUGCGUUUGUGACUAGUAAAGUAGCAAAGUGACAAAAUUCAGCCUGCUCAUGAAGUCACCUCGAAUAGUUCUUUCUAAAGUAUUUAAUAAUGAGAACUGCAGGUCGAGACUAGAAAGUCUAGGGUAUGUUUUAGGUUUACAUGAUCUGCUGAGCGGUCAUGACCUUUUCUUUUACCACAUCUCACUAAUAACACCAGUUAUUGUCUGUUGUGUUCAACUGAAGCGCAAGUUAAUUAAGCUGGAAAAAAGCAUAGUGAAGCCUUUUCAUAAAUUUUGUGGACUUGCAACAAUGGAAGGGAAUAAUCUUUAUGUUACCUUACACAAAGAACAUAGAAACUGUAACCAGGACAUAUGAAAAAUAUUACCGUGCUUGCAUUUAUGAAACUUCAACAGGUGUUUUUUACUUUAUUUUUUAAUUUAUGGUUGAAUUUGCUGAUAACUUAUUUUGUUAUUCAAGAGCCAUUGUUAAAUGAAGUAAAACAAUUGUUCAUAAUUAAUGUAUAAAAGUGAUAAUAAAGUUUAGUAAUCAGAACUCAAA